AGGUGAAUUCGGGGUUUGGCGUUUCAGCAAGAAGGAAGAAAAUAAAAGAUGGCCAGAAUUUUCGUAUUUUUUGUUCUCAGUGUAAUUUUUGGACUAAACUUGGUGUCUGGAGAUUGUGAUGGGACCUUUGGACCAGUUGGUACUCCUGAAUGUGUGCGUUUAACUCCAUAUUAUUUCAAGUACCAAUGGGCAACGUGCUUAACUAAUGAAUACAUACAGACGGUGUCAAAAGGAAACGCCAUAUGUAGGGACAACGACGCAACCUACUGCUACUACCAGUGCAUGAUGGAAUUGUAUGAAAUUUCUGAAGGAAAUGUUAAUAACAAUUGUGCUUGUGGAGUUGAUGCCCCACAACAAACACAAACUCCUCCAAAGAACCAAACUCAGCUUCCAAGCCAUUGCUAUAGUCCAUCAGGUGGAGACUGCAGUUGGUACAGCGACUGUUUGGAGAGACGAUUCCCAUGUCAAGAAAUGCAACAAACAUCAUACGCAAUAAACUAUGGUCUUAAAUUCUGCAACUUAUACGAAGACCAUUACCAGAACUUCUCGACUGAUGGCCUGCAGUGGAUUGAUGCCGUUAGAGGUUGUCUCCAGGUCGCACUUGUGCCGCUUCUUCGUCCCUUUUUAACAAUCACUUGCGAUGAAAUAAAAGAGAAAGCAUUGAAUUCUCAUCUAUAUUGUUAUACAAACCCAAUUAAAAAUGCCCCAUCGUUUUGCGAUUUAUCCUUCCUGGAUAAAUGGAGAAUCUUUUAUACUGUUAUACCGGGACUAAUGUCCCAUUGUUAUCGAACAGGAAAUCUUUGUAAAGACAUAUUUCUUUCAGCCAAGCAGUUAUUAAAUGUCCGCAAUGCUUGUGAAAACCGCGAAACAAUUUUGUCGGAAGAAAGAAAAAUUCAACAAAUUCAGAUCAGGUAUAUCGGUCUUAACAGACAAACAAGGUCACGGCGGUCUUUGCAAUCAACAGAUGACUACUCUGCUGGGGCAGACCUGGUUAAAGCGAUUGCAAACGAGAUGGAAUGGGAUUCAAAAGGAGUCACAUGGGUGGCAUACUUUCAAAACAAUAUAUCAGCAAACGAAUCCAUGCAGUAUUCGAGGAGGCACUUUUUAAAUAUCUUACUUGCACCCAGCAAAUUAUACAAUUUAAACGACAGAAGGAUUAUUUCCCCGUAUAUAAAUAUAACAAUAAUUGUGGAAGAGAUAACGCAAGCAUUCCGUAUUGGCAGUCUAUGGUCAGACAUGAUUACAGAUAUUUCCCUUGUAAAAUUCGCGGUGUGCGCCGACUACAACUGCUCAAACACAACUAUCGAAAUCGAACCGUCUGCCAGUAAAAAGGAACAUGUGAGGGGUUUUGGUCGUUAACAAGCAUAAUUUGUAUAGCAAUCGGGUUUUUCCUGCUUCUGAUAAUAGCUGUUUCUACAAUUAUAUACAUUAACAGGCGCGCAAUUCAAGCAAAAUUGUUUAAAAGUUUUCAAAAUGAAGACUUUCAAACUCUUAUAAAUGAUACUGAUUAAGUUCCAUAAAGCCCGAAGGGCUUUAUGAAGAAUAAAAUCUCGUACCAACCCGUAUUUAUAGCCGAUAGUUGUUUUAAAAUGAUACCUUAUUACUAAUAUUUACAUUUGUGACUUAUUCAUACUUUAUAUUUGCCUGAUUGUGACUUUUAACGUGUGAAAUGCAUUAUUUUGCAUACCCAUUGGCUUGUAAAUAAUCCACUGAACGCGCAUCGACCCUUUAUGACGACACUGAGAACCAUACGCACAUCUAUGACCUCUUGCUCCCCUAAUGGUAUUUAUACAGUUAUAGAUAAACAUUGCUUUCCUUAGUGUUAUAUAAAGAAAAACAUUUCCAAAUGUAAAUAUACAGGAAAUGGAUAUAUAGAAUAAUGCUAGUGGAAAAUAUACAUCUGUUUUUUUUUUGUACAUUUCUAAAAGUAAAUAUUUGAUUAUGAUUCGUUUCAGAAUAAAAUGUUUUAUUGUAAAUAUCUUGAACAAAUCCUAGACAGGGAGAAUAAUUUGUUAAAACGUUUCACUAUAUUAUCAGUACUUCGAUUUUAUAAAUCAUACUGUGAAAUACUAAUUCCUAUAUUAUAAUUAACAUCUUAAUAAACAUAUUCGUGAUAAUAUGUAA
Saccostrea cuccullata (small rock oyster) is the source of this 2124-nucleotide messenger RNA. RefSeq lists its product as uncharacterized. Lineage: Eukaryota; Metazoa; Mollusca; Bivalvia; Ostreida; Ostreidae. The transcript is spliced from 3 exons. Bases 49 to 1359 code for a protein of 436 amino acids. The record is from RefSeq and is a predicted model, not a curated record.